UAAACGAUCGAUUCGUAACAGAACAAACGAUUUCGGAAAACACAACGUGUGGGAAAGGUCAUCGGCAGAGAGGAGCAUCCACUGCUAGUAUAUACUCUGUAUAUUUGUUCACCUUCUUACCAGACAAAGAACUACACGACCCAAUUGUCCAAUUUUCUCUCUCUGUUUAUAUCUAUCUAUAGAAUAGAUAUCUAUACACACACAUAUAUAUUGCGAUUUGUGAAUUAGGGUUUGUGUUAAUUUUGAUCUGAAGAGAGAAAUGGAGGUAGUGGAUCAUUUAGCUGAGGAGAGGAGUAAGGCAGAGUUUGAUGUUGAAGCCAUGAAGAUCGUCUGGGCUGGUUCUCCACAAGCCCUCGAAGUCUCCGAUCGCAUUUCCAAGCUCGUCGCUAGCGAUCCUGUCUUCCGGAAAGAUAACAGACCUAUGCUUAGCAGAAAGGAUUUGUUUAAAAAUACUCUUAGAAAAGCAGCUUAUGCAUGGAAGAGGAUCAUUGAGCUCCGCCUUUCUGAAGAAGAGGCAGCUAAGUUAAGGUUUUUUGUCGAUCAAACUGCUUUCACUGAUCUUCAUUGGGGAAUGUUUGUACCUGCUAUAAAAGGACAAGGCACUGAGGAGCAGCAACAGAAAUGGUUGCCAUUGGCAUAUAAAAUGCAAAUUAUUGGCUGCUAUGCGCAAACUGAGCUUGGUCAUGGCUCCAAUGUACAAGGUCUUGAAACCACUGCAACAUUUGAUCCCCAAGCGGAUGAGUUUAUCAUUCAUAGUCCUACAUUGACUUCAAGCAAAUGGUGGCCUGGUGGACUGGGUAAAGUGUCCACACAUGCUGUUGUUUAUGCCCGUCUUAUCACAGAUGGUCAGGACCAUGGAGUGCAUGGUUUUAUUGUCCAACUACGGAGCUUGGAAGAUCAUUCACCUCUUCCUGGCGUAACUGUUGGCGACAUUGGAAUGAAAUUUGGAAAUGGAGCAUACAACUCCAUGGACAACGGGGUCUUAAGAUUCGAUCAUGUGCGUAUCCCAAGAGAUCAGAUGUUGAUGAGGGUUUCACAGGUUACACGGGAAGGGAAAUAUAUGCAGUCUAACGUUCCCCGACAGCUAGUUUAUGGUACUAUGGUAUAUGUCCGACAAACAAUUGUAGCCGAUGCUUCCUGUGCUUUAUCACGGGCAGUUUGUAUUGCUACUAGGUAUAGUGCUGUUCGUAGACAGUUUGGAUCACAGAAUGGUGGACCUGAGACCCAGGUGAUUGAUUACAAAACUCAGCAAAGUAGGCUCUUUCCUUUGCUGGCUUCUGCUUAUGCUUUCAGAUUUGUUGGUGAGUGGUUGAAAUGGUUAUAUAUGGAUGUGACCCAAAAAUUGCAAGCCAACGAUUUCUCGACAUUGCCUGAGGCUCAUGCUUGCACUGCCGGCUUGAAGUCUUUGACUACUUCUGCUACUGCUGAUGGUAUUGAAGAAUGCCGGAAAUUAUGUGGCGGCCAUGGCUACCUUUGUAGCAGUGGGCUUCCUGAAUUGUUUGCCGUUUACGUCCCAGCCUGUACAUAUGAAGGAGACAAUAUUGUGCUGCUUUUACAGGUUGCAAGGUUUCUCAUGAAGACUGUUUCUCAGCUGGGGUCUGGAAUGAAACCAGUUGGUACAACAUCUUACAUGGGGCGAGCUGAGCAUCUUAUGCAAUGCCGUUGCGAUAUUCAAAGAGCCGAGGAUUGGGAAAAGCCUAGGGCAGUAUUGGAGGCAUUUGAGGCAAGGGCUGUUAGAAUGUCUGUUGCUUGUGCUCAAAAUUUAAGCAAGUUUGCAAAUUCAGAAGAAGGCUUUGCAGAACUCUCAGCUGAUUUAGUAGAGGUAGCGGCUGCUCACUGCCAAUUAAUUGUAGUUUCCAAGUUCAUUGAGAAAUUGCAACAAGUCAUUCCCGGAAAGGGGAUCAAACAACAGUUAGAGAUGCUCUGUAACGUCUAUGCCCUAUUCCUUCUUCACAAGCAUCAAGGCGAUUUUCUCUCCACUGGCUGCAUCACUGCCAAGCAGGCUUCGCUUGCAAAUGAUCAGCUCAGAUCUUUGUAUUCCCAGGUUCGUCCAAAUGCAAUCGCUCUUGUUGAUGCAUUUAAUUACUCAGACCACUACCUUGGCUCAAUUCUUGGCUGCUAUGAUGGAAAUGUAUAUCCAAAACUGUACGAGGCAGCGUGGAUGGAUCCUCUGAAUGAGUCAGUCGUGCCUGAUGGCUACCAUGAAUAUAUCCAGCCUAUGCUGAAACAACAGCUCCGUGGUGCGAGACUUUGAAGGAACUUCUUUCAUUCUCCAUACAUUUUUGAAAAUUUUAAUUUUCCUGUGUUACUAUUUGCUACCGCCGAUACUGAAUAAAUUUUGACAUUUUUGUUGAUAAUUAUUAUUGCUUGCCUUGAAUGAAGUUAACUUGAGGCAGGAGAAUAAUAUUUAUUUGUAUGCGGGCGAACUCCCAGCAUAGGUUUUACGUUAUGCACCAUCUUAAUUAUUCCAUCAUUUAAUUUGACGAAAUUAUGAUCCAAA
Molecule: messenger RNA, 2500 nt
Organism: Camellia sinensis
Lineage: Eukaryota; Viridiplantae; Streptophyta; Magnoliopsida; Ericales; Theaceae
Product: peroxisomal acyl-coenzyme A oxidase 1
Biological process (GO): lipid homeostasis; fatty acid beta-oxidation using acyl-CoA oxidase; long-chain fatty acid metabolic process
Cellular component (GO): peroxisome
Molecular function (GO): acyl-CoA oxidase activity; fatty acid binding; FAD binding
Source: RefSeq, a predicted model, not a curated record